GUGGUGACCCACACGGCCCCCGCGUUCUUCACUUUCCACCUCGGCAACGCCUUCGAGCGCCCGUCUGGAACCAGCUCCGGAACCGAAAUUUGCCUGGAUUUUAGUGUGUACGAUGACCCUGAGAUCAUUAACGAUCUGUCCCUGGAUCGUCUUAAAGCCUUCCCGGGCAAAGACGAGAACGCGUACGGCAAUUUUUUCGAGUUCCCGGCCAUCAACCCACGAUUCCGGGGGAAGCCGUACAGGUACAUGUACGGCACCGCUGCCAUACGACCGACCAAUAUGGGCAACGCGCUGGCUCGUCACGACCUGGAAAAAGGGAGCAGUUUUGUGUGUUCCAUACCGGGAAGCAUGCCAGGGCAGCCCAUUUUUGUGCCGCGACCCGACGGGUCAACCGAGGAUGACGGAGUGCUGCUGGCCCCGAAGAUCAUGCCGGGCGGGAGAAGCGUAUUGUGUGUGUAUGACGCAGCGGAUAUGAGCGGGCUGGCGAACGUGGACUUGCCGUUUAAGGUGCCGUACCGAUUUCACGGCGCUUACGUGGCAGCGAAGGACUAA
This is a messenger RNA of Volvox carteri f. nagariensis, 552 nucleotides long. RefSeq lists its product as uncharacterized. The annotation marks the transcript as partial. The transcript has 4 exons. The record is from RefSeq and is a predicted model, not a curated record. Lineage: Eukaryota; Viridiplantae; Chlorophyta; Chlorophyceae; Chlamydomonadales; Volvocaceae. Gene Ontology annotation, cellular component: chloroplast. Gene Ontology annotation, biological process: carotene catabolic process. Gene Ontology annotation, molecular function: carotenoid dioxygenase activity.